Molecule: messenger RNA, 511 nt
Organism: Cucurbita moschata (crookneck pumpkin)
Lineage: Eukaryota; Viridiplantae; Streptophyta; Magnoliopsida; Cucurbitales; Cucurbitaceae
Product: protein EARLY FLOWERING 4-like
Exons: 2
Coding region: 132-422 (96 amino acids)
Biological process (GO): positive regulation of circadian rhythm; entrainment of circadian clock
Source: RefSeq, a predicted model, not a curated record
GGUGGCGCUGGGAGAAUUUGAGAGAGCUCCCCCGGGAAUGGGGUCGGAGGAAUGAAUUGUGUUCUUCGUCUUCUUCUUCUUCUCUUCGAUCCAUAGACGGAUACGGAAGAUCUUGCAAGAGCUUCAAUUCCAUGAAGAACAAAGGGGCGAAGUCAGAUGAGGGAGACAAAUGCGACGACGGUGAUUUAGAGGUGGAGGAAUGCGAUAUGGAGGUCUGGAAUAUGCUUAGGAAGAGCUUCCCUCAGGUGCAGUCCGUAUUGGAACAUAAUCGUUUGUUAAUCCAGCAGGUGAACGAGAAUCAGCAGUCUAGGAUCUCCAAUAAUCUGGUCAACAACAUCUCGUUGAUCCAUGAAAUUAACGAGGCGUUGUGUUACGGAGUGAAGUCCGGUGAAAACAAUGGAGGCAGAGGAAUUCACGAGUAAAGGCAGACGGUGGAAACUAAGGCAGCGAUUCUCAGUAAUUCUGUUUUUCCUUGCCUUGACGUAAUACUAUGUUCGAGACUUUUGAAAAG